AAUCAAUCACAAUGGGUGACGCAGAGAUCAAGGCAUCAUCUUGGAGACUGGUCGAGGUCGGCCGUGUCUGUCUCAUUCACGGAGGUCCUUCAGAUGGAAAGCUCGCAGCUAUCGUUGAGAUCAUCGAUCACAAGCGCGCUCUCAUCGAUGGUCCAUCAACAAAUACCAAGACUGCUGUCCCCCGUCAAUCGAUUCCUCUCGCACAACUCAUCCUCACACCUCUUGUUCUCGAGAAGCUGCCCCGGGGUGCACGAACUGGUGCGGUAAAGGCGCAAUGGGAGAAGGCCGGUAUUGAAGCGAAGUGGCAGGAGAGCGCGUGGGCCAAGAAGCGCAGCCAAAAGGAGCGGAGACGACAAUUGACGGAUUUCGAGCGGUUCAAGGUUAUGAGAUUGAGGAAGCAAGCACGUUUCGAGGUCCGAAAGUCGUUGGCCAAGAUCAAGGCUGUGUAGAUGCGGUGAUGGGUUUGGGAUCGCGAGCAUGACUGCAUUGGGUUGCUGGAUUCCUUUGCUUCUCAGGGAGCUUUGUAUCCUACGUCAAAUUUGACAGGCGUCACGAGCAUAUGGACUUCAAAAGACAAUGAAGUGCUUCCUAGAAAUAAUUGCUGUGAUUUUGGGCUGUGAAGGAACUGACUGUGCUCCGAGUGAAGAAAAUGAGUUCAAGAUUUACCCAUCGAUUUUAAUAUCUCACGUAAAUCAAAAUCGUAGCUACAGUCAUUUUCAAAAAUACAG
This is a messenger RNA of Hyaloscypha bicolor E, 728 nucleotides long. RefSeq names its product 60S ribosomal protein L14. NCBI's taxonomy places the organism in Eukaryota, Fungi, Ascomycota, Leotiomycetes, Helotiales, Hyaloscyphaceae. The transcript has 2 exons. The coding region runs from base 12 to 449 and encodes 145 amino acids. Gene Ontology annotation, biological process: ribosomal large subunit biogenesis; translation. The record is from RefSeq and is a predicted model, not a curated record. Gene Ontology annotation, molecular function: structural constituent of ribosome; RNA binding. Gene Ontology annotation, cellular component: ribosome; cytosolic large ribosomal subunit.